AGAGGAUUUUAGCAGAAUUAAAUGAGUUUGAUUUAAGUCAUUAGUUCUGAGGUAAUUUAAUGUUGUAAAAAUUCAGGCUAAUGCAGAUUGCAGAAAAAAGCAUCAACUGAUAAGGAGGACCUUCCAUCUAAAAUUAGGCUAAAAAUAAAACAUACUCUUCCCGUCCCCAAAUUUCAAACUCUCUAGAAACCCACUAACACAAAACAAACCCCUUCACCUCAACUGCCUUAACCAAAUCAACAUCUACCAUUUUGAGCCUUUGUUUUAUACCAUCUCUUGUUCUCUCCAUUAUUUCGACUUUUCCUCUUCAAUUGUUCUCGAACCCAGUUCUCGAUGUGGCGGCCGUGGGCUAAAUCGCCCGUCAAAAUCCACGAUACGUCAUCACAAUUCUCAUGCUCCUCCUUCAAAGACAUCCAAAGCCUCUGCACAGAAGAUUCCCUUUCAACCACUUCCACAAACACCCCAACCAGAAAAGCUUCCAUUUUUCACCGUGUUCGCUUAGCUAACUCUGUCAUCCGCGCCUUGGGCCCUCGCCCACCACCCCAACUCGACACCUCAUCCUUCCACGAUAACAAAAAUUUACCUCAACCUCAACCUCAAGAUUUACAACCGCCACCGCCGCCGCCGCCAAUCUCAAUCCCCGGAGCAGAGAAGCGCAUUGUUGUUUACUUCACAAGCCUGCGUGUCGUUCGUUCCACGUUCGAAGAUUGUAAAGCCGUCAGAUCCAUUCUCAGAGGGUUUCGUGUACAAGUUGACGAACGAGAUCUGUCCAUGGACUCGAAUUUCAUAAAGGAGUUACAGGUGAUUCUGGGCGUUAGUCAAGGUAAGUUGACUCUGCCGAGGGUGUUUAUCGGCGGUAGGUACAUUGGUGGGGCGGAGGAAAUUCGGCAACUUCACGAGACGGGUGAACUCAAGAAGUUUGUUGAAGGGUUUCCCACAGCUGAUAUUGGAGCGUGCGACGUGUGUGGCGGUUACAGCUUCCUUCUGUGCGACGAAUGUGACGGUAGUCACAAGAUGUACGCGGAGAAAGCUGGCGGGUUCAAGUCUUGCGCCGUAUGUAAUGAGAACGGCCUCAUCAGGUGCCCCUCUUGUUCUUUUGCGUCAUUUUCAACCGUCUGAUUUUUAGAUUUGAGAUGAUAAAAACAAAAAAUAUGUUUUUUCUUCUAUUUUUUGGAAUUAUUAGUUCUCUAGUUUUUUAUUUUUUGUAAUUGGGUGAAAUUGGAGGCCCACAGAUGGUGAGACAUAACAGGGGACCGUUGGAUUAGUGUUUAAGAUUUGUAUCAGCCUCCACUGAGUCUUGUUAGUAUUAGUGUCCUUUUUAAUCUUGUACUGACAUGGAAGGUGGACUAUCUAUACAUAUAAGAUCAGAAUAAUCUUUAUGUUAUUGUUAUAAUCUUUUUCAUGAUGUAAAUGUAAUUAAGUCAUUAAGUGUUUUAGAGUAAUGGCUUUAUGAACCUUAAUGUAUAUUAUGAAAAGUAUUAGCUUUUUGUGUUCAUCUUUGAAGUUGGAAUAAAGAGAUGAUGUAAGUUGUUCCUGCAAA
Molecule: messenger RNA, 1540 nt
Organism: Mangifera indica (mango)
Lineage: Eukaryota; Viridiplantae; Streptophyta; Magnoliopsida; Sapindales; Anacardiaceae
Exons: 1
Coding region: 334-1119 (261 amino acids)
Source: RefSeq, a predicted model, not a curated record